Drosophila miranda is the source of this 1728-nucleotide messenger RNA. Its product is annotated as methanethiol oxidase. Lineage: Eukaryota; Metazoa; Arthropoda; Insecta; Diptera; Drosophilidae. Gene Ontology annotation, molecular function: selenium binding. The record is from RefSeq and is a predicted model, not a curated record. The transcript is spliced from 6 exons. Bases 109 to 1569 code for a protein of 486 amino acids.
CUAUACUUGAAAGAGAACACCACGUAUAAAAGUCUCGCUCAACAGCAGACAAUACUCAUUUUCGUUUCGCUGUUCUUUGGUUCCAGUCCACAACAAACUUGCCGCGCAAUGUCUAAGAAUUCAUGCUGUCGCGGACCCGGUUACGCAACGCCAUUGGAUGCCAUGAAGAGCGGCCCCCGAGAGAAGCUCCUCUACACGGUGACGGUGCAGCCCAACUUGGACGAGCCCCACGGCGACUACCUGUCAACAAUCGACGUGGACCCCGAGAGCCCCACCUACUGCCAAAUUAUUCACCGCACGUUUACGAAUCGGAAAGGGGACGAGCUGCACCACUCUGGGUGGAAUGCUUGCUCGAGUUGCUACUAUGUGGACGAGAACGCAAAAACCAUUCCGAAGAGGGACAGACUGGUGUUGCCGGCCCUGAACUCGGACUUUGUCUACAUACUCGACGUGGUCAAGGAUCCGCGGAAGCCCGAAAUCAUAAAGACAAUCGAUGGCGACGUGCUAAAGAGCCACAAUGUGACGGGGCCCCAUACGACGCACUGCCUGGCCAAUGGCAAUAUUAUGAUAUCUGUGAUGGGCGACGCAGAGGGAAACGCCAAGGGUGAUUUCAUCCUGUUUGAUUCGGACUUCAAUUGCAUUGGAACCUGGACUAAGGGGGAAGAGAAGGCCUUGUGUGGAUAUGAUUUCUGGUAUCAGCCCUAUUUUGAUGUAAUGGUUGCGUCGGAAUGGGGAGCUCCCAAUAAAUUUCGACGUGGCUGGCAGAUCAAAGAUCUUGAAGACAUGACUCAGUAUGGUUGCAGGCUCAACUUUUACAAAUGGUCUACGCAAACUUUGUACCAAACCAUUGAUUUGGGUACGGAUGGCAUAACGCCCUUGGAGAUUCGCUUCCUGCAUGACCCGAAACGGGCCGAAGGGUUCGUCGGAUGUGCCUUGAACGCCAAGGUCUUCUACUUCAAGAAGAAGCCCGACUCCGAUGAGUUUGAGGCCAAAAAAGUAAUUGCCAUUCCGGAAAAGCUCGUGGACACUGGAAGCGGAACUGCGGAGGAAAUGGGUGGCAUGAUUUCAGAUAUUAUAAUUUCCCUGGAUGACAGAUUCCUCUACGUCAACUGUUGGAGGCACGGCGAUGUUCGGCAGUACGACAUCAGCGUCCCGGAACACCCAAAGCUGACGGGCCAGCUAUUCCUAGGAGGUGCAAUAUGCAGCGACCUACCCAACGUCGUUGUAAAGGAGGAUAAAGAAUUGACAGAGAGACCACCAGCACGUUAUGUCAAAGGUCGCCGUCUGGAAGGUGGCCCGCAAAUGAUGCAGCUCUCCCUGGACGGAAAGCGUUUGUAUGUCUCAUCAUCUCUAUACUCCCCCUGGGACAAACAGUUUUAUCCCAAGAUGGUGUCCAAGGGUGGUCAUGUUUGCCUAAUUGAUGUGGAUACUGUGAAUGGUGGCAUCUCGUUGAAUGAGGACUUCUUCGUGGACUUUGCAAACGAGCCCUAUGGUCCUGGCCUGCCCCAUGAAAUGCGUUAUCCCGGUGGCGACUGCACUUCGGAUAUUUGGCUGGCUAACGAUGAAUAAAUCAUAUUACCUCCUGCCAUUUAUCUCCAAGACAAGGCUUUUAACAGAUAAUUCAUAUUAAAUUAUAAUUAAUGUUUGGAGACAUCUCAUUCUCAUCUUCAUUCACAUAACUGGAGACAUCGCCGGCGUAUCGAUUUUUCUUCAAAAUAAAAUCCAAAA